Cokeromyces recurvatus is the source of this 304-nucleotide messenger RNA. RefSeq lists its product as uncharacterized. The annotation marks the transcript as partial. The record is from RefSeq and is a predicted model, not a curated record. The transcript has 2 exons. NCBI's taxonomy places the organism in Eukaryota, Fungi, Mucoromycota, Mucoromycetes, Mucorales, Mucoraceae.
AGUCGGUCACACGCCACUGAAUGCUUGUACAUGCACACCCGUUUAUUCUUGCCACGAUCAAAUACAGAUCCCCUUUCCUUUCUUUUAAAUCAUCUCCCUCAGCAUAAGUACCGAAAUUCUCAGGAUGUUUCUGCCUGGCUCUAUCGCUGGCCAGUUAUGUGUACCAUUCUACAGGAAAUGGAUUACUUAAUGCACGAUAAACUACCUCCUCCACUUCUUGAUCCAGGCAGGAAAUGACUCAACUGGUUGUCUCUUUAAACUUGUUAGCAAUAUUCUCUCCUUUCUUUCUCACCUUCUCUUUUUC